AUGGAUAACCGCCCAGUAAACCAGUUGAUAUUCUCCUUGAAACCUCUCAAUACUAGAGCCGAGAAGGUGGUAUCACACAAGUAUAAUGAGGAUUACACAUCGAGCAAGUGGCAUGGGAAACGCUGCUUCAAUUUUGGAAGUACUCUUCCAACCAAGAACAGUAAUAAAAUCCUUACUAUCGCAACGAUGGGUAGUAGCCGAAGCAAGACUGAUGCCUACAUAAGCGGAGACGAUAUUGAAAGCGUACACUGUACCUUCUAUAUCAACUAUGAGACGGGUAUCGUAGUACUUCAAGAUGAAUCUUCCGGAAAGACUCGCGUUUACCAGGACGCCAAAUCCAAAACUAACAUGUCUUCUAGUCAAUACCAUCGUGCAGUAGUUAUGAAAGGAGUUAACAGCAUGAUUUCUCUAGGAUCCCAAGACAAUCCAGCAAGGUUCGAGAUUAUCUGGAACCUCGGACCAGACAAAAUCCUGGACAUUGUGAAGAGGCGAAUUUCAGAAGCUUCCGAGGCUAGAAGAGGUAAGGAGCUCUGGACUUUUAAGGAUCAGACACAUUGGACAAAUGUCCCGGAUCCAAUAAAACAUCAUCCAAUAGUUGAACUUGGGAGGGGCGGGUUUGGCAGAGUUCUGAAAACCGUUGACAUGUACUCCGGCGGCGUGAUGGCCGUUAAGCUACUGCAUCGGCCUGCUAACCAUAAAGAUCGUCGUUGGCUAGACACCUUGAUAUCCACCCGAGAUCGAGAAGUCUUUAUACUUUCAAAACUUAAGCACAACAAUAUCGUGAAUUAUCUUGGCUCGCAAGGCUGGGACACGGGGUUUGUUGAGAUAUUUAUGCCCAUGAAAAAGGGAACAUUGGCCAGCCUAGUGCGCAAGUAUCCAUCAUACGACGACCUGAAGAAAAAUGGCAACGCUGUAUUACUACAGAUGUUGUCCGCGCUCGAUUAUCUUGCUUUUCAUAAGCUCAUACAUCGCGAUAUAAAGCCGGAUAACAUUCUUUACGAUGUAACUAUCGUAAACGGAGAAGAGCGCAAUGUCUUCCAACUAGCUGAUUUUGGUCUGUCGGUCCUCCAGGACCUAGGAAGGAGUCAGGCCGGCACCUUAGUCUUCAUGGCACCUGAGGUAUACGAUGGUCAGAAGCAACAGACGCCUAGGGCGGACAUGUGGUCUUUGUACGUGACCAUGUUGUGGGUUUACAACGAGCAACUGUUCCGCCAUAGGGUCGAAACAGGGAGACUACAGAGACAAUCCGAUGUCCGCAGAGCCGUUCUGAAUAUCGCCUCAACUAGCAAAGACUUGCAGUUUAUCCGGAGCAUGGCGAUUUACGACCCUUCCCUUCGCGCUUCGGCGGCCCAGGUAUUGACUGGUCUUCGCAGACAGGACUUGAUGACCAAUAAAACCGCCGGGCCGACAAACUCGUAUAGCGAAUGGAUGGAGGCUGUUAAGGCGGGCCGGAGCAAAUUCAGCCCCUAUCUCUCUCAAAUCCUCGAGUUCUAA
Molecule: messenger RNA, 1494 nt
Organism: Daldinia decipiens
Lineage: Eukaryota; Fungi; Ascomycota; Sordariomycetes; Xylariales; Hypoxylaceae
Product: kinase-like protein
Exons: 3
Coding region: 1-1494 (497 amino acids)
Biological process (GO): protein phosphorylation
Cellular component (GO): cytoplasm
Molecular function (GO): protein serine/threonine kinase activity; ATP binding
Source: RefSeq, a predicted model, not a curated record